Molecule: messenger RNA, 879 nt
Organism: Volvox carteri f. nagariensis
Lineage: Eukaryota; Viridiplantae; Chlorophyta; Chlorophyceae; Chlamydomonadales; Volvocaceae
Exons: 3
Biological process (GO): site-specific DNA replication termination at RTS1 barrier; mitotic DNA replication termination
Cellular component (GO): nucleus
Source: RefSeq, a predicted model, not a curated record
UUGCAGCUCAGCUACCGCCUUCGCGGCGGCGGUGGCGACGGCGGCUCCACUGGCGCCGAGUCGCGAUCCUGCUACCUGGAGAUGUACCUGGGCAAGAAAGCCGACAAGGUGAACCCCGAGGAGGAGCGCCUCGCGAAAUGGACGCGUUGCCACCUGUCCGGCGAGCCGCUUACGCCCCCUUGUGUCGUGGACGAUAUCGGCAACCUCUACAACAAGGAUGCGGUGAUCCAGCGACUGCUCGACAAAUCCAUACCGCAAGCACUAUCCCACAUCACUGGGCUCAAAUCAGUAUUAGAGCUCAAGCUGCACCCAGCGAAAAAGUCCGCUUCUGCGACAUUCCAGCCCAGCAAUGACUCGGACUUUUGUUGCCCGGUCACGGGCGUCGCCUUCAAUGGACGCUACAAGUUUGUGGUGCUACGCCCCAGCGGCCAUGUCGUGAGCGAGAAGGCGCUGAAGGAGGUGCCGGCUGUGGUGGAGGAGCUAGCAGGAAAGAAGGUUUCGGAGCUAGAGAUUACACCGGUGAAUCCCACAGGCGAGCAGCUGGAACAGCUGCGGGCCCGGAUAGCGGCGCGCCUGGCGGAAAAGGCCGGAUCCAAGAAGGACAAGAAACGGUCAGCCGCGGCGACGGCGGCAGUGGUGUUGCCGAACGCCGCCGUCAAUGGCGGCGCUGACGCGCGACGGAGUGGCUCGCCACCAUUAGCGGACGACGCAGCAGCAGCGGCGGCGGGGACGGCUGCUGUCAACAAGCGUCUGAAGAUUCCAGCGGGCGCUACGAAGGAGGUUUACGCAUCGAUAUUCAGCAGCAACAAGGCAGGAGCCGCGGAGAAGGAGACGUUUUGCUGUCGCGCGCUGAGCGCCCGGGGCAUGAACUUGACGUGA